AUGGGAGUGAACAAUGGAUCCACUCUGCUGCAGGAAGAACAACAGGAAACACCUGCAGACAAAAAAACAAUAUCUCGGCUACUGACAAUAAUCUACGAGCCUCGCUGCAGGGCUGCACUCGCAUCAUCAACACUUCAGCAAAUAAAACUGAAACUCUCAGCGUGUCUGGACUCCAGCAGAGUCUGCCUGAGUCAGUACAGAGAGCUGACUCAUUACUUCUCUCUGCUCUGCUUUCUGCUCGUCCUCGUCACUCUGCUGCAGACGCUCUGCUUGGUUCAGAUCACCUUCGUGUUCCAGUCGCAGACGACGCUGCAGGAAACCAAACUGAGAGAUGUGACGCAGGCGCUGGAGAAGCUGAACCGCUCGUACCACCUCCUGUUCUCCCAGUACCCGGCUCUGGGCCAGUACUGCCCCGUCAGCAACAACACCACCGGGGAGAGAGUGUGCAGCCCGUGUCCGGCCGGCUGGACGCCUCAGGGAGAGAAAUGUUACCUGUUCAGUCAGGAGAGAGCCGACUGGAUCAGCAGCCAGUACCGCUGCAUGGCACAGGGUGGCACUGUGGCCACAGUGAGGACAGAGGAGGAGCAGGUGUUUGUGUGGAGAAAGGCCCAGAGUCUGAGUCAGGGAGACUCGUACUGGCUGGGCCUGAGGAGCGCUGGAGGAGCUGACGGGGGCUGGCAGUGGAGCGACGGCUCCCCGGUGGAGAAGGGACCGGGGUUUUGGGAGCGUGAGCCCGAUAAAAGUGACAGCGGGGAGCUUUGUGGUCGACUCACACCAGGAGACGACUACAGGAGGAGCUGGUUCACCUACAGAUGCUCCAACCUGCUGAGGAGGAUCUGUGAGAGGAGGAAAGCUUCUCUGCAGUGA
This is a messenger RNA of Centropristis striata (black sea bass), 867 nucleotides long. Its product is annotated as C-type lectin domain family 1 member A-like. The record is from RefSeq and is a predicted model, not a curated record. The transcript has 7 exons. NCBI's taxonomy places the organism in Eukaryota, Metazoa, Chordata, Actinopteri, Perciformes, Serranidae. Bases 1 to 867 code for a protein of 288 amino acids.